This is a messenger RNA of Clupea harengus (Atlantic herring), 3044 nucleotides long. It is a transcript of the gene mettl21a, whose product is annotated as methyltransferase 21A, HSPA lysine. Gene Ontology annotation, cellular component: cytosol; protein-containing complex. The record is from RefSeq and is a predicted model, not a curated record. Lineage: Eukaryota; Metazoa; Chordata; Actinopteri; Clupeiformes; Clupeidae.
AAGAAGUGUUCAUGUUUGUAGGCAUAGGCAGAUAAACGUUUGUGUUUAAAAGCACUCGUGGUACAGGUUAUUUGAUUUGUGUAUUUAUCGGUUUGAUUGUUAUCGGACCACCAGUUAUAUUGUCACCGUGUACAUAGUUUACCUCGUUGUACUGAAACUGAUUUUAGGAUACCAUUAGCCUGUUGGUGAGCUAGGUUAAUAUGGCUUUAGUACCUUACGAUGAAGGUAAUGCUGUGUUGCCAGCGCUAGCAAAACUACGCGACUCGUCUGCUGAGUUUCACUUCGCUAAUCACAACGUGCGUCUGACUCAAGACUGGAACCGUUUGGGUGUCGCGGCGGUCGUGUGGGAUGCCGCUGUGGUGCUGUGCAUGUAUAUGGAACUGGGACAAUUUGAGUUGAAGAGAAAGACUGCUAUUGAGCUGGGAGCUGGCACUGGCUUGGUGGGCAUAGUAGCGGCUCUUUUAGGAGCCAAUGUGACCAUUACUGACAGGGCACCUGCGCUUGAGUUUCUGGCUGCCAACGUGCAUGACAACAUUCCUCCAGCCCUGCAGGAGGCAGUGCAGGUCUCCGAGCUGACGUGGGGUGAGGGUCUUGACCGCUACGAGGCCGGCGCCUAUGACCUCAUCCUGGGGGCUGACAUCGUGUACCUGGAGGAGACGUUCCCGGCCCUGCUGCGGACCCUGGAGCACCUGAGCUCCGAGCGUUCGGUCGUCCUGCUCUCCUGCCGACUCCGUUACGAGCGAGACGAGCGCUUCCUCAGCCUGCUGAGGAGCCGGUUCGCCGUGCAGGAGGUCCACUACGACGCCCAGAGGGACAUCCACAUCUACAGGGCCACCAGGACUACAGGCAGGAGGGAUCUGUGAGCUCUGGGUGUGCGGGUCAGAGAGAGGGACUUUGCAGAGUUGGAUCUGAUGGAGACUCUGUAAUCUGUGUCUGUACAGAUCUGUAAUCUGAGACUCUGUAAUCUGUGUCUGUACAGAUCUGUAUUAUGAGACUCUGUAAUCUGUGUCUGUACAGAUCUGUAAUCUGAGACUCUGUAAUCUGAGACUCUGUAACUCACUCUUUGCUCUGUGGACGUGGGAGAUCAGGGAGCAUAUUGAGAGUGUGUACCGUGGAGUUUACCGUCUCUGCUUGAAUAGAGUGGGAAAGUAACUUUAGGAAACUACUCCCAAUUUAAUUUAAUAUCUAUGGUGCUGUUAUGAACUUACUUUUGAGCAAGAAAGAGUAGAAGAGUAUACUCAAUUCAUAAGGAUUUAUAGCAGACAGCUUCCAGGGUUUUUUCUUUAUCUAUGGUAGUUGUAGCCAAAGUGAAUUACAGGUUGACCACCUUUGAUGCCUUUGUCUUUGAGUGGUGAAAAGAGAAAUUACAUUCUAUGGACAUUCUUUCUGUGGGGUACAUCAUUUUAUGGCCUCAUUUAAGAUUCAUUGUCCAUCCAUUUAUGUCUCAGAUAUAAUUUAUUCAGGUCAUGUAGGAGAUGAUUACAGAAUGAUUAGUUACUGGCUUCACUUUUCUGUCUCCUGUGUUGAGUGGCUGUUGAGGGACAGCUGCUAUGUCACAAUAUGUCCAGUGGGUGGCAGCAACAGCACAGGUUUCGGAGCUGCUUCCCCCCCUCCAGGCCAUUCUCGCUCAGUGCCAGCAAGAGAAAUGAACACUGAACACCAGUCCCUCUGCACAACAACAUCAUCACCUUUUUUGGGGUGCGGCACUUUUCUGCUCAUAUUUUCCUGUUCUCUAAAGUAUCAAACUCUGUGAAAACAACCCCUUUCUUGUCACCAUAUCAGUGACUCCGCUUUGAGAACACCAUUAGCUGACAACCAAGCUGCCCCCAAAUCUAGGCGAAAAGAGCCAUGUCAGUGUACGAGGGCUGCCAUUUUGUUUUGGAACAUUCCCACUCACUUUCAACUUUUCGGGCAAAUCUCGACCGCGGAUAGGAGCUUCAUUUGUAUUGAUUAAAGCAAGUCAUCCUCCUCAGUGUGCUCUGGUAUUUAUCACUGGACUGAGUUCAUUAUGACUGACAAGGUUGAGUGGAGGAGAGUAGAAUUAAAAUCAUCACGUUUGAUAAUCAUACUCGUGUGUGAGGUGUUCCAAGUACAUCUUGUCAUUGGGCGAAGAUCAGAAGUAUUUGUGUGUGUGGGUCUGUAUGAGUGAGUGUGUGUGGACAUCUGAAGAUUUAAAGAGGUGUUUUUGUAUAUGUGCAUGCAUUUGUGGGGGUCUAUGAGAGAGUGUGUGUGUGUGUGUGUGAAGAUCUGAAGUCUGUGUAAGUCUAAUUCCAUUGAUGGGCAACUGGCUACGAGCAAAGCAAUGUGCAAGUCCGCCGCACACUCUUAAGCUAAUUUAAUAACUUGGCAAGAUCCUAAGCGCAAACAAGAGAGGGUCUGCUCAAUGCUCCCACACUUUACACGAUAGCCUCAGUUCUUGCGCAACGGCAAGCGUGCUGCUUUGCUGCUUUGUCAAUGAAAUUACAGGCCUAUUUGUGUUUGUGCUUCCUCUGUCAACUGAAGCCAGAACCAUGUCCAUGCCACAGGAAGUGACAUCAGCACCAGCAUCUCAUAAGUCUCAGCAUCCAUGUCCCCUGCUGAGGUGGCUGAGGUCCCUGAUGAUCUUGUUAUUUUCCCCGAAGGCCCCCAAACCAGCCUCUGUCUUCUGUCUGCCGUCUCGGUAUGAUGGUGAGGCCUGGCGUCUUUGUCAGUUUGAUCACGUAGGUGUUCUGUCUGUGUGUCUCUGGCCAUAAUUGGCUGGGUGUGUAAUUACAAUCAGUGGCGCUGAGUGAAGCCUGGGCCUGUCCGCUAACCUGAGCACAAGAGAGCUGAGUGCUUAGAGAGAGAGAGAGAGAGAGAAUGAAGGGGGAGGGAGGCUUGUUAACGAGGCACACACACACACUUACACACGUGUACGAACACACACACUCACAAUAUAUCUAUAAUUUUUGUGUCUCUGACUGAACAGUGGAUAUGGCAUUUGAAAGCCCUCCAGCUAAGCCUUCAGCUCUUUAGCUGACAGCAAGGCACCAAAAAGCCAAACUUGUAGGGGCGGCAGUGGUACA